Moneuplotes crassus is the source of this 1455-nucleotide messenger RNA. The record is from the annotation of a GenBank genome assembly. Lineage: Eukaryota; Ciliophora; Spirotrichea; Euplotida; Euplotidae.
CGUAAGAUAUCUGCCAUGAAGAGUCUCUUACUGACACUCCUGUUGCUAAGUGUGUGACUAUGCAAACUCUCUGUUUACUCUCCGAAGAGCCUGAAGUCUGAAGUUGGGGACAAGAAGGGAGUCAUUCCAAUGUCGAUCGCUAAUUUCGGACUUGUGCCAUACGGUCAUACCAUUAUGGCUCAUAUGAAGUUUAUUGACGAUAAUGACGAAGGCUGCAAAUCUUUCGAGACAACUCUGAAAACAGAUACUGAGCAAAGCCCGGUAGUACUUGUAAGAAGAGGAGGAUGCUCCUUCGUAACCAAAGUCAGAAAUGUAGAACAUGGCGGAGGCAAAUUGGCAGUCAUCGUUGACGAAGUCGACGGUGAAUAUCCCGACCAGAUCAUCAUGGUGGACGAUGGUACUGGAAACGGCAUCCAGAUCCCAUCUGUUUUGAUCGGAAAGACUGAUGGGGAAACUUUGAUUACUAAAUAUAAAGAACUUUCUGCAGAGAAUAAGGAAAUUCAGUUGAUCGCCACUUUUGACAUCAAUAGGCCCGACGAUAGAGUUGAGUAUGAGUUCUGGUUCACUGCCUCCAAUGACAGAGGACUUGACUUUAUCAGAGACUUUAGGACUUAUCACGAAAGGCUUGGAAAGAAGUUACUUAUGAUUCCAAGAUAUUUCUCAUGGCCUUGUGUUAACUGUGAUAAAGUGAUUACUGAUGAAGAUUGUUUCUGUGAAGGAAAUUAUUGUGCAUUAGAUGAAUCUAAUCUCAGAAUUGAAGGUAGAACCAUUCUUUUAGAAGAUUUGAGGCAGAAAUGUAUAUAUCAAAACUCUUUAACAGCAAACAAGAAUGAUACUGCAUGGUGGGAUUAUGUAAUCAAGGCUCAUUCAAGAUGAUACAGUGAUUUUUCAGAAAGUUGUUCUAAACAAAUCCAUACCGAGCUCGGAAUCAGCUAUGACGAUACUAUGAAAUGUGUUAAUGCCUCUUUCACAAACGAGGAUCACAGCCUCGGUGACAACACUGUCUUAUCACAAGAAGUCAAAGCAUGGAACAACCACGGCGCCCACUACAUCCCUUCAGUCAUCAUCAACCAAGUGGCUUACAGAGGCGCCCUCGACCCAGAGAACGUGUACAGUGCAAUCUGCAAUGGAUACAAAGAUCCGCAAGAAGAGUGCAAGGCCUACAUCGACGACACGUUCAAGAAUGCAGACAAAGUCACUUUCAACUGGUUCAUCUUGGUGAUUGUGUUCUUGAUCAUCUUGAAUGUGGCUCUGCUUUUGAUCUGCAAGAGAAUCAACCAGAGGUCGAUGAAGCAGGAAGUCACUGAUGCUGUUAAUGAUUACAUGAAGCUCAGACAGACCAACCAAGAAAUGUCGGACAAAUAAUAAACACUUCUAAGAAUCAACUGUAGAAGAUUUGACAACGAUUUACCAAAAUUUUGAUCAAAUUAGCAAAAUCAAUUUUGGAUUCUGUGU